GGUGUCCUUGAAGACUUGCGACGCGUCGUCCCGCGGACUGCUAUAUUCUCCCAUUAAGGGGGACAUAGUCACACUUUCUUCUCCAAAUUAGGAUUGACAGGGCACCUACGUCUCAAUCCCGUCGCUGGCCUUCAUCCUCCCCACACCACCACCAACAUGGCAACCUUGGCGAGAGGAGCGGUGGCGCCGCCGGCCUGGGGCUGCCUCACCAGGGCUGCCUUCACAAGGGUUCCGCUGUCAGUCCCUGCCACCACAGUCGUCAGUGGGACAUGGCGACGCAGGUGCCUCGUUGCCUGUGGCUAACCACCCUCACCUCCACCAGGGACCUAGUACUAGGGUGUGGAGUAACUAGGCGCCUCCACGCUGGUUCCUCCACCAGACACAGAGUCCUCACCAGGAAGGUAUCCCGUUUAGAAACCCUCAGGUCCAUCGAACCACUUCCAUUUUCUGCAUUCUUGACAGACCCAUUUGGCCGAGAACAUUCCUACCUUAGAAUUUCUCUUACUGAAAAAUGCAACCUAAGAUGUCGGUACUGUAUGCCAGAGGAAGGGGUGAGCUUAACACAGAAAGAGAGUCUACUGACCUCGGAAGAAAUUAUUCGAGUGGCAAAGUUAUUUGUAUCGGAAGGGGUGGACAAGGUCAGGUUGACUGGAGGUGAACCCAUGGUCAGGAAAGACUUGGCAUACAUCAUUGAGUCAAUAUCUCGUCUUGGUGUCAAACAGUUGGGCAUGACCACCAAUGGCUUGUUAUUGAAAAGACGUUUGGGUGAGCUUCAGAGUGCAGGACUCACUCACUUGAAUAUCUCCUUAGACACCCUCAUCCCACAAAAGUUUGAGCUCAUCACACGACGACGUGGAUGGGAAAGGGUGAUGGAUGGGAUUGAUGUGGCUCUCGACUUGGGAUACUCCCCUGUAAAGGUUAACUGUGUUGUUAUGCGAGGAAAAAAUGAGGACGAGUUGGCGGAUUUCGUUGAGUUCACCCGACAUAAAGAUAUUGACGUGCGCUUUAUAGAAUAUAUGCCUUUUGAUGGAAACAAGUGGGUGAACAAGAUGAUGGUGAGCUACACAGAAAUGCUGGAGAAUAUUUCCCAGGUAUAUCCUGGCAUUGUGAAGGUGUCUGACAAGCCAAAUGAUACAUCCAAGGCAUACAAAGUCCCAGGCUUUGUGGGACAAAUUGGUUUUAUUACAUCCAUGUCGGAAAACUUCUGUGGUACCUGCAACAGACUAAGAAUGACAGCCGACGGCAAUCUAAAAGUAUGCCUGUUUGGUGCAGCUGAAGUUUCAUUGAGGGAUGCCAUGCGUAGUGGCUGUAAAGAUGAAGACCUGCUAGAAGUCAUUGGGGCAGCAGUUGGCAGGAAGAAGAGGCAGCAUGCAGGAAUGGAAAAUCUGGCGAAGCUGAAGAAUCGGCCGAUGAUUCUAAUUGGUCAGGGAUCGAAGUCGGAUGCUGUACAGACUUCCACGAUCAUCUCAAAUAUAGCUGUAUCAAGAGUUGUUGGAGCACAGCUGAUUCACAAGAGAGUAAAGUGUCUGAAAGAUCAAUAUAUUUUGAAACCAACAUAUGGUGGGUAUAUUUUCAACAGUGAGAAAAGUUGGAAAUGCAAUGAAACUUUUGAGUGGACACAUCAAACUAGACUUUACACAACCAGCUUAGAAGAUAAAAGUAAUUUGUAUAAUAAUUCAUGUCUUGAGGAUGGAGAUACUGUGGAUCACAACAAACAAUUUUGGAAACAAUUUGGUGAACAUGCUCAAGAAGAAAAUUGUCAAGAUUUAAUUGAAGUGAAUCAAGAAGUGUUGCAAGAAGGCAGUUCAAAGGGCUUGAAUGGAGAAGAAAUUGGUAGAAAAGGAUUUUCAGAUAAUGGGUCUAAUAUUGAUAAUAUUGAGAAUAAUAUAGAGAAUUCAUUCCAUAACCUUAGUCAUGUAAAUUUAGCCGGUGAAGCUCAGAUGGUGGAUGUAAGUGGGAAAAGCAGGAGCAUUCGCCAAGCUGUGGCUAGAGCAGAGGUGUUUCUUGGUCCCAAGGCCUUUUCUUUAGUGAAGGAAAAUAAAAUGAAGAAGGGAGAUGUGCUUGGGGUGGCACGAGUGGCUGGCAUAAUGGCAGCCAAGAAAACUUGGGAAUUGAUACCUUUGUGCCACCCACUUUUACUCGAUCACAUAGAUAUAUCACUAAAAUUGAAAGAGAACUUAGAAAAUGGUAAAGAGUGCCACCUGGUGAUAAUAAAGGCUAAAGUUGUAACUUGUGGAUGCACUGGAGUGGAAAUGGAAGCUCUGACUGCAGCAACAGUGGCCGCACUUACGGUGUAUGACAUGUGUAAGGCCGUCACCCACGACAUUGCCAUAUUAAAUGUUUGUCUCGUCUCAAAAACGGGGGGCAAAAGGGAUUUUUAUAGAAUGCCAUCAUGAUUGGGAUGUUUGUUUCGGUGCUGUGCUGUUUUUGUAUAGUAUAUAAUAAUGUUUGCAGAAUAUAUUUAUUUUCCAAUAAAGAGGUCUACCUAAAUAGUGUUAAA
Messenger RNA from Procambarus clarkii (red swamp crayfish), 2500 nucleotides. It is a transcript of the gene Mocs1, whose product is annotated as Molybdenum cofactor synthesis 1. Lineage: Eukaryota; Metazoa; Arthropoda; Malacostraca; Decapoda; Cambaridae. Gene Ontology annotation, biological process: Mo-molybdopterin cofactor biosynthetic process. Gene Ontology annotation, molecular function: GTP 3',8'-cyclase activity; cyclic pyranopterin monophosphate synthase activity; 4 iron, 4 sulfur cluster binding. The record is from RefSeq and is a predicted model, not a curated record.